UUAUAAAGACGAGGACAAUGCAAUUUGUGCUUCUUGCUCAUCACAAAUGAGUGAAUCUAUCAUGACUAUGGCUUCCUCAACGAAUCACCGUAAAUGGAAGUAUGAUGUUUUCUUGAAUUUUAGAGGUGAGGAUACCCGUAAUAACUUCACAGGUCAUUUACAUAAUUAUUUGCUUCGUUCUGGUAUUAACAUCUUCAGAGAUAAUGAGAAGCUUAAGAAGGGUGAAGAAAUUUCUCCAGCUCUUCUCACAGCAAUCGGAGAAUCCAGAUUCUCACUUGUCAUAUUCUCUAGAAACUAUGUAUCAUCUACAUGGUGCUUGAACGAACUUGUUGAGAUUCUUCAAUCUGUGAAAUCAAAGGGUCACCUUAUGCAUCCCAUUUUUUAUGAUGUUGAUCCGUCGGACCUUCGUUACCAGAAGGGGAAUCUUGAAGCAGAGGUUGACAAACAUGAGAAAAGAUUCCAAUCUAACCUUGAAAUUGUUCAAAAAUGGAGGAAUGCUCUAACUGAAGCAGCCAAUUUGUCUGGAUGGCAUUUAGGAAAUGGGGAUGAUGAACCUGAGUUUAUCCAAAAAAUUGUUAAGGAUAUUUCUGGAAAAAAAAUUGAACAGUACAAAUAUAAGUAUUGCUAAACAUCCGGUUGGAAUAGAUCCUCACUUGCAAAACAUCAACCGUCUUUUGGAUAUUGAUCAUUCAGAGGAAGUUCGCAAGGUUGGGAUUUAUGGAUGUAAAGGAAUCGGAAAGACAACAAUCGCGAAAGCUAUAUAUAACUGGCAUGCUAGUCAAUUUGAUCGUUGUUGCUUUCUAAUGGAUGUUAGAGAUAGGUCUAAAGAUCAGUAUCAAAUUGUCAAACUACAAAAAUUGCUUCUUCAUGAGAUCUUAGGAGAGGAUUUGGAAUUGGGCAAUAUGGAUAGAGGAAGCACUGUAAUUAAGGAAAGGCUUUGCCAUAUAUAGGUACUUAUUGUGAUUGAUGGUGUGGAGGAUACAGAUCCAAACCCUUUAGAAAAAUUGGCAGAAAAACUUGAUUGGUUUGGUCCUGGAAGUAGAAUAAUUAUAACGACGACAGAUAAACAUUUAUUGGAUAAUCAGGACGUUCAAUUAACCUAUGAGAUGAGUACAAUGGAUCGAAUUGAAGCUAUUCAACUCUUUAGUUGGCAUGCUUUUAAAAGAAACAAGCCUAUCCCGGAUUACAUGAAACUUGUAAAUGUUGUAGUACGUUUCACCAAGGGCAUUCCAUUAGCUCUAGUAAAAAUGGGUUCUGAUUUGUGUUCUAGAAGCAUGGAUUAUUGGGAAAGAAAAUUACUUGGAAACGAUCUAAUUGAGCCAAAAGGUGAAAAAAGCACCACAAUUUGGAUUGUGCUAACUAAGUAUGUCGAGACACAUUAUAAUGAUGAAACAAGAGAGAUGCACCCUAAUUUGCAAGAACUUUUCAAAGGAGCUUUGGAAUUCCCUUCUGAUGUGCACCCUAAGUUUGACAUGAAUAUACUAAAGCAAUGCGAUGAUGUAGAUUGGAAAGAUGACGAUUUUGAUUUACAAAAAAUCAAAUCUGAGCAAUUUGAUGAUGAAGCCUCACAUCCAGAUUCUGAUAGAACUCGAGAUGAUGAAAUUGGCAAGCAAGGGGUGAAAGCUCGGCAAGGUCAAAGUGAAAACAUAUAUGCUGGCAAAACUCGAGAUUUUGGAAAGGGAUGUCAAUCGAUGAAUGCUUUCCAAGCUGGAACUGAAAACCCUUAUCAUGGUGAACUUAGUGAUGAUGCUGCUGCUAAGCAAGGUGGAUUUGAUAACACACAUUAUGGUGAACGUGGAGAUGAUGACACUGCUUGGAAAGGAGGAAACGGUAACACAUACGAUAGUAAACCUGAAGAUAAUGAUGUUGCGUUGCAAGGUGGAACUGAUGACUCAUAUGAUGAUCAACCUGUAGAUGAUGACGGUGCAGGUGGACGGGACAACCUAUAUUAUGGUGAACCCGGAGAUGAUGACUCUGCUGGCCAAAGUGGAACCAAUGACCCAUAUUGUGGUGACCUUGAAGAUGAUGAUGUUGUUGGGAAAGGUGGCAGUGAUAGCCCAUAUUUUGGCGAACCUGGUGAUGAUGGCGUUGCUGAGUAUGGUGGAAGUCAUGGCCCAUAUGAUAGUGAACCUGAAGAUGAUGAUGCUGCUAGGCAAGGUGAAUACGAUGGUCCAUACUAUGGUGAAUCCGGAGAUAAUGACGCUGCGGGGCAAGAUGGAACCGAUGACACAUUUUAUGGUGAACCUGAAAAUGAUGAUGCUGCUGUGCAAGGUGGAAACGAUGAUCAAUAUUAUGGUGAACUUGAAGAUGAUGACGUUGCUGGCCAAGGUGAAAACGAUAGCCCCUAUUAUGGUGGUGAAACUGGAGAUGAUGACGUUGCUGGCCAAGGUGAUAAUGAAACCCCAUAUUAUGGUGAAGCUGGAGAUGAUGAUGUUGCUGGGCAAGCGGAAAAUGAUAGCCCAUAUUAUGAUGAAGCUAGAGAUGAUGAAGAUUCUGGAGAAGGUGAAGACAAUAAUUGAUAUGCAGAAAGAUAUGAGUAUCGAUUGUUACAUGGCGAGAGGCCCAUUUUUGUGCAGAUCAGUUG
Quercus lobata is the source of this 2584-nucleotide messenger RNA. RefSeq names its product spore wall protein 2-like. Bases 1107 to 2519 code for a protein of 470 amino acids. The transcript is spliced from 3 exons. Lineage: Eukaryota; Viridiplantae; Streptophyta; Magnoliopsida; Fagales; Fagaceae. The record is from RefSeq and is a predicted model, not a curated record.